Molecule: messenger RNA, 1389 nt
Organism: Aspergillus piperis CBS 112811
Lineage: Eukaryota; Fungi; Ascomycota; Eurotiomycetes; Eurotiales; Aspergillaceae
Product: D-mandelate dehydrogenase-like dehydrogenase
Exons: 2
Coding region: 313-1389 (358 amino acids)
Cellular component (GO): cytosol
Molecular function (GO): NAD binding; glyoxylate reductase (NADPH) activity; hydroxypyruvate reductase [NAD(P)H] activity
Source: RefSeq, a predicted model, not a curated record
UAGAACCUAUCCCAUCUAGCUGGGACAGACUUAAACCUGCACAUGAAAACAGAUGUACUGGACCUCUCCACUCCCCACUAAAAGAAACAAGAAACAAGAAACAAGUCGGUGUAAAAAACACCCUCCUCAACCCUGAUGAUCAUCAUCUAGGAAACAAGUCCGAGGUCGAAUCGGAGAAUUAUCCGCAGGACUAUCUAUAUCUUCACAACUACUAUACAUACUGUUACAAUUCCCAAAUCUCAUCUUUCAGUUUCCUCUACCAAUACGUACAUCAUAUCUUCAACAUAUAACACCACCCCAACUAAUUCCACCAUGACCAAACCAAUAAUCCUCCACCUCGGCGACCCCAUCGCCUACAACCACGACCUCUACAACGGGCCCCUCUCCACCCGCUUCACCAUCAUCCGGGAUACCUCCCCGACGCGAGAAGCUUUUAUCGAGGCUUUGAAGUCUGACAAAUACGGCCCCAUCACCGCCCUCUUCCGCCCGCACUUCUCCUCCGGCAAAACCAUGUCCCCCUGGGACACCGAACUAAUCUCUCUCCUCCCACCGAGCGUAAAGAUCUUUGCCUCCGCCGGCGCAGGCUACAACGACGUUCACAUCCCAUCGCUCACGGCGCGCGGGAUCUACUACACGAACGGGGCGGGCGCGUCCGACGAAGCCGUCGCCGACACAACGCUGUACAUGAUCCUGAGCGUAUUCCGGAACUUUACUGCGUCGCAGAUUGCCGCGAGGUCCGGGGAUGAAGAGAAGUUCAUGGACUGUCAUAAGAAUUUGGCGGACGUGUCGGUGAAUCCGAGGGGGAAGGUGUUGGGGCUUAUUGGGCUGGGGAGGAUAGGGAGUGAGGUGGUGAGGAAGGUGAGGGGGGCGUUGGGGAUGGAGGUGGUUUAUUAUGAUGCGGUGAGGGUGGAUGAGAGGAGGGAGAGGGAGUUGGGGGUCAGAUGGGGGGGUGGGGUGAGGGGGGUUUUGGAGAAGGCGGAUUGUGUGUCGGUGCAUUGUCCGUUGAAUGAGGAGACGAGGGGGUUGAUUGAUGGGGAGAAGAUUGGGUGGAUGAAGGAGGGGGUGAGGAUUGUUAAUGUGGCGAGGGGGGGUGUGGUGGUUGAGGAGGAUUUGGUGGAGGGGUUGAGGUCGGGGAAGGUGGCUGCUGCGGCGUUGGAUGUUCACGAGUUUGAGCCCGUUGUUGAUGCUAGGUUGAGGAGUAUGGAGAAUGUUACUCUUACGACGCAUGUUGGGGGCGGGGCGGUGGAGACUAGGAUUGGGUUUGAGAGGUUGGCCAUGGAGAAUAUUUUGAAGGUGAUUGGGGAUGAUGGGGAGGUCGUCGGGGAGCCGCUUACGGCUGUUAAUGGGAGGGAGGUUAGGGAGGUGUGGGAGAGGAUGGGGAGGGAGUAG